This is a messenger RNA of Solenopsis invicta (red fire ant), 3247 nucleotides long. It is a transcript of the gene Nopp140, whose product is annotated as nucleolin 1. NCBI's taxonomy places the organism in Eukaryota, Metazoa, Arthropoda, Insecta, Hymenoptera, Formicidae. Bases 162 to 2351 code for a protein of 729 amino acids. The transcript has 4 exons. Gene Ontology annotation, cellular component: nucleoplasm; nucleolus. The record is from RefSeq and is a predicted model, not a curated record.
UGAACCUGGACCAGGUUACAGCAGCGCUGCGGGAAGUGCGGAAUAGUCGAAUAGCUGCAACGCCACGAGGAGUAAAGCGCAGAGCAAAGCCGGCACGACACGAGAGGAGGCGAUCUUUGUCGGAUUUCGUUCAUUUGCAUUUGACUUACAUAUCCGGCACCAUGGUUCCCAUCGAGGAAUUGUUAAUUUCUGGCCUCGUGUACGACUAUUUGUUGAAGAAAGAUGCAACGAUGGCGUCGGUUUUCCAGCAGAAGACAAAAGCGCCUUCUUUGCCAAAAGCAAGUCCGACGAUGAUAGACGUAUUUAGAUAUUUUCAGAAGCACUCUUCUAAGAAAGUCUCCGCGCUUGCACAAAAUAAAAAGAGCAGCUCGGAUUCAAGUUCGGAGAGUGAAGAAGAAACAGAAAAAAAUGUUGCACAAAUCAAUGGCAAAGGUUCACUAGUAGACACUGUGCCUCUCAAAAAAGUAACAAAAUCUUCGGAAGAUUCUUCUAGCGAAGAAGAAGCACAAGUUCAAAAAGUAGCAAAGAAAACAAAUGCCAAGACUCCGGUGCAGAAAAAAGAAAGUUCUGAUGAAAGUUCCGAUUCUGAUUCUGAACCACCAAAAGUUCAAACAAAAGCUGCACCAAAAGCUACACCAAAAGCUGCAGGAGCAAAAACGAAGGACAAAGCAAAAUCUGGCCCUGUCAUGAAGGCAGCAAAAACAGUUUUGAAAGCAGUUCAAUCAUCAGAUAAAAAUUCCGAAUCUUCUAAUGAUUCAUCCUCCAGUGAUUCAUCUUCUAACAAUCAAUUAGUAAGUCUACAAAAGACUCAACAGUCGACAGUCAAGACAUCCACGCCAAAAAUAAUUGAAAAGACACAAUUACAAAAGAAAUCGGCAAUGGUUGCACAACCAAAAUCAUCGUCGAGCGAAGACAGCAGCGACGAGGAGGAAUCAGCUCCAAAACCAGCUCCCAAUAAAUCAGUGCCAGCAAAGCAAACUGCCAUGGAAGUAUCUUCGAGUGAGGAGAGCAGUGAGGAAGAGCAGCCUGCUAAGAAACCAGUAUCCACAACUACUGCUAAAAAACAAACUUCAGUUGCGGCUAAGAAAGAUUCUUCCUCGAGCGAAGAAGAGAGUAGCGAAGAUGAACCUAAAACAGUCCCAACAAAAGUAUCUGUAGCUUCAAAGGCGCAAAAUCAGAGUAAGCCGACACCAGCGAAGGCUGUUAAAAAAUCAGAAUCUUCAUCAAGCGAAGACAGCAGUGACGAGGAAGAAACGCCGAAAAAAGCAGUCCUCAAUAAAUCGCCAGUAAAAUCAAAUAUCGAAAAAGAGUCUUCGAGCGAGGAUAGCAGCGAGGAAGAGGAAUCUGUUCAGAAACCAGUCUCAGUUGUCUCUAAGAAGCCAACUCCAGCAGUCGCCGCUAAAAAAGAGGAAUCUUCAAGUGAAGAAAGCAGCGAAGAUGAAACUCCUGUUGAAAAACCAACUUCCACUAAGCAAAAUGCUGCUAGCAAAGUUGAUUCUGUAAAAAAGAAGGAUUCCUCAAGCGAAGAAUCAGACGAUGAAUCCGAUGAAGAAGAGAAACCAGCGACAAAGACAGUAACGAAAGCAGCAAUUAGUAAAACAUUGAAAAAGCAAAAAUCUUCUAGUGAAGAUUCAGAUGAUUCGGAGGAUGAGGAACCAGCAAAAACACCAGCCAAGGCAAUCGCCAAAAAAGAAUCCUCGAGCGAAUCAGAUUCCGAUAACGUCAGUGAAGAGAAGGCAGAAGUUCAGACGCCAGCUAAGGGACAAAAGAGGAAGUACAACGAUAAUGAUGCAGAAAACACACCAUCAAAAGUUGCAAAAAAUAACUACAGCAAUUUUGUGAAAGCUGAUAGUAGUUUGAAUGGAAGCAAGGAUGAAAAUGAAGACGAUAACCAUUUUAAAAAACAAAACUCAGAACGAGGUGGAUUCAGGGGUGGAUUUAGAGGCGGUAGGGGUGGUUUCGAAGGCGGACGUGGUGGAGGUGGUCGUGGCGGUUUUAGAGGUGGACGCGGCGGUGACCGGGGUGGGCGUUGGAGCAAUGGUGGUGAUAGGGGUGGCCGUGGCGGUUUUAGAGGCGGACGUGGUAGAGGUGGUUUCGAAGGCGGACGUGGUAGAGGUGGUUUCGAAGGCGGACGUGGUGGCAGAGGUGGUUUCGAAGGCGGACGUGGUGGGAGAGGUGGUUUCGAAGGCAGAAAAUCUUGGGGUGGAAACAGGGAUAACGACGGUCCAAGAAAAUCGUGGGGAAACAAUGAAAACAAUGAUAAAGGAGGUUUUAGGGGUGGUUUCGAUAAAAGAAAAUCUUUCGAUAUUUCAGCACCACCUCAAAAUAAAAAAAUCACUUUUGACGAUUAAUAUUAAAUAAAUGAUUGUACAGGUGAUAUUGUAAAGAAAGGUGCACGAGGUUCAUGGGGAGAGCGCGCUAACGAAACACUAAAAUUUACGAAGGGCAAAAGAUUCCGACAUGAAAAGCAAAAGAAGAAGCGUGGUUCUUAUCGUGGCGGACACAUAGAUACACAAGUUAAUUCCAUUAAAUUCGACAAUUAAACAAUCACACUUUAUAAUUUUUUGCCAUUAUUUAAAUCAGUAAAAUAGUUAGGUUUAAUACUUAAAUUGUACACUCUGAUAAAAUAUAUAAAACAGCUAUUGUCCAGUAUUUUAAAGCAAAGAUGAGAUUCUAACAAAUUCGGUUAAAUGUUCACUUAUUAUUAUCACAAUGUUCAUUUAUUAUAAUCACUACACAUAAAACUCACUACACAUAAAACAAUUAUAAUAGAAUUACACAACUAAAAUUUAAAAUGUAAUGGAAUUCAGAAUGGAAACUAAUGACAUGUUUUACACAAAUUAGUGUGCUUUGCAAAAUAUGUGUAAUAUUUCAUUAAGUUAAAUGUGUUAUGACUCUCCAUCCUCUGCAUAUAGAUAAUUACGUUUUAUCAUUUUGCAUUAAAACCGAAUUUGCUAGAUAAAAGAAAUUUUUUUAAAAGAAAGAUUCAUUAGAUAGGCUAUUGCCGAACAGUAUAUAAUUGAUAAAACUACGUUAUUUUUGCCGUUCUUGAUGUUUACAACAUAAUUUUCUGUAUGUAAAUGUUAAUCUUAUUGACAACUUGUAAGCGUUGGCAAACAAAAAUAUGUUAAAUACAUUAUAAAUUACAUUAUAUUUAAUAUUCAAACAUUCUUUUUAAAAUUAAAAUUGAUAGCUAUAAGUUUUACAGAAUUUAUUUUCUAUAAUAAUUAAAGUAUAAAUGUUGCUA